ACUGGACGGGUACAUCUGUCUCCGUCUCAAAGUUUCCGAUUAACUAGCGACCUUGCUGUUUCGCAAAGGAUAAAAUAAAAUGAAAUGAAGAUUAUAAUUUAUACGAUCAACAAAAACACGACGUCAACUAGUAAUAUUUUUAAAAAAUCAACAUUAAAGAAAAAUGUUUGAAGGGUAUAUUAUUAUAAGUCAAAGAAUAUGAUUGACGUGUAGUUGACAGUUACCCAAUAUAGCAAAAUAUUGAGCUGUGAUAUAAAUUGUUAUUGUUAAAUUCAUACUUGUUAAUAUGACAUCAAUAUUUGGUAUACGUUUUGGCUUUAUAGCAAGCCAAAAGUGUCAUUUGCACAAAACUCUCAGGAGAAACUAUGUAACAUAUAUUCAAGGCCAAUCUCCUCAGCCUCGUGUGCGAGAGUACUUUUAUUACAUCGAUCAUCAAGGCAUGUUGUUCCUGGAUGAUGUUCGCAUAAGAAACUUUACUUCAUGCUUUAAAGAUAAAAAGUUCUUGGCAUUCUUCUUUAAACACUUAAAGAAAAAUACCACUGGCCGUUACAUGGAUGAUUUUCCAUUCUUGUCGAUUUGUGGUGUAGAGAGAAAUUAUAUAAGAUGCGACGACCUGCCGUUAGUGUUUACAAAAGUGAUUCAGAGACAUAAUGCAGAAACUAGUACAGAGAAAGAUUGGUUCAGUUAUGCACAUGCAGAUGAUUUGUUGAUGGUGCCAUUUGAGCCAGAAAAAUUAUUUAUGAAUAUUAACACAGGAAGAGUCUAUCAUCCUGCACCUGAAAAGGCAGGGGGAAUCGGCUUGGUGAGAUCCAAUCUGGCUAUAGAAUUCAGCACUUUCUUCGACUUCGAAAACGGCGAGGAAAAUGCACCAACGCAUUUUAAGUGGAGAUGCAAGCGAUACAAGCUUGAAACGGAUUGGUACAAAAACAAACUACCAAGAAGUUGUUACACAAAAAUUUUAUGAUUGUGUUCAUAAAGAUCCCUUCAUAAAGAAGCGUAUUUUAUAUGUACAUAAUAAAACAAUUUCCAUAUUGAUAUUU
Linepithema humile (Argentine ant) is the source of this 1040-nucleotide messenger RNA. RefSeq names its product UPF0598 protein CG30010. NCBI's taxonomy places the organism in Eukaryota, Metazoa, Arthropoda, Insecta, Hymenoptera, Formicidae. The record is from RefSeq and is a predicted model, not a curated record.